AUGGAACUCAACCGAGAAAAUUUUCGCGCCAUAAUUUAUUACAACUUUCAGAGACAAUUAUCGCAACACGAAUGCCUUGCUGAGUUACUGUCUGUUUUCGGCAACGAAGCGCCACAUCAGUCGACAAUUUUCCGUUGGUAUGGAGAAUUCAAACGUGGACGGGUGAGUCUUAGCGACGAUCCCAGGGUGGGUGCACCUAAAACGGCAGACACCCAGGAAAACGUCGAUGCUGUGCACAAACUCAUCAUUGAAGAUAGACAUGCGUCCUUGAAGAUCUCAAAGACCUCAAUUCAAAAAAAUUUACAUGAAGAAUUAGGAGUAAGGAAAUUAGAGCCAGUCAUUGUUAGUGGUGAUGAAUUGUGGAUUUACUGUUAUGAACCAGAAAAUAAACGACAGUCGGCUGUUUGGCCAUCAAAAGUCAUCCGUUCUCGAAGUGUUUCGAAAACGAUGGUCGCGACAUUUGCGUCAAAAGCGGGUCAUACUGCAACAAUUCCUCUUAAUGAGCAAAGAACUGUUACUGCGGAUUGGUAUACCACCAUUUGUUUGCCAAAAGUCAUCACCGAGCUUCGAAAAAUCAACCCCGAGAGAAGAUUCAUCCUUCACCAAGACAAUGCAAGCUCGCACACAGCCCAAAAAACAAGGCAGUAUUUAACGGAAGAAAACGUGGAAUUAUUAUAUAGUCCCGAUCUAAGUCCUAACGAUUCCUUUACUUUCCCGAAAAUUAAAAACAGGCUGCGUGGUCAAAGGUUACAGUCACCAGAAGAAGCAGUUGAUGCAUUCAAAAAUGCCGUUUUGGAUCUGCCAGCAAACGAGUGGAAUAAGUGCUUCGAAAAUUGGUUCGAGCGCAUGCAGAUAAAAAUGGAACUCAACCGAGAACAUUUUCGCGCCAUAAUUUAUUACAACUUUCAGAGACAAUUAUCGCAACAAGAAUGCCUUGAUGAGUUACUGACUGUUUUCGGCAACGAAGCGCCACAUCAGUCGACAAUUUCCCGUUGGUAUGGAGAAUUCAAACGUGGACGGGUGAGUCUUAGCGACGAUCCCAGGGUGGGUGCACCAAAAACGGCAGUCACCCAGGAAAACGUCGAUGCUGUGCGCAAACUCAUCAUUGAAGAUAGACAUGUGACAUAUUGCGAGAUUGAGGCGUCCUUGAAGAUCUCAAAGACCUCAAUUCAAAAAAAUUUAGAUGAAGAAUUAUGA
Molecule: messenger RNA, 1197 nt
Organism: Acanthoscelides obtectus
Lineage: Eukaryota; Metazoa; Arthropoda; Insecta; Coleoptera; Chrysomelidae
Source: the annotation of a GenBank genome assembly